Molecule: messenger RNA, 843 nt
Organism: Neocloeon triangulifer
Lineage: Eukaryota; Metazoa; Arthropoda; Insecta; Ephemeroptera; Baetidae
Product: basic salivary proline-rich protein 2-like
Exons: 2
Coding region: 1-843 (280 amino acids)
Source: RefSeq, a predicted model, not a curated record
AUGAAACAGCAGAUCAGCGUUGCAAAUAAUCCAGUUUUGCUGCGACAGUUCCCAAGCCUUCCCAGCCUUCCGAAUCCGCCGGCACCUUUCAAUCCGCCAACUAUUCCAAAUCCGACAAAACCAACGCCUCAGAGCCAACGCCAGCAAUUCAAAGAGUGGUUAAAAAAUUACUUCUAUUACACCAAUAACUACAACUUGUACAAUCAACAACCAUAUCCAAACCCUCCAGUAUACCCAAAUCCCCCCACUUUUCCCAACCCUCCAAAUUAUCCAAAUCCACUUCCCCCCUAUCCCUACCCACCUCCACCGUACUAUCAAGGGUUUUCUGCACCCUCGUCUCAAUCAGCUCCGAUCUCACAAAAUUAUCAAUGGCCGCAGCAACAAAAUUCUGACCCAGGAGAUUUUGAAUUCCCCAAGCCUAUAAUUUACAACCCUCCUAACGCUCUGAAUCCGCCUAACCCAACAAACGCCCCAAAUCCAACAAACGCGCCAAACCAGCCAAAUCCACUGCCUCCACCUUCCGGUUUCCAAUACCCAAACCAGCAAGGUUGGGCGGCUCAACAACAACCCUUCUACCCACCAAAUUAUCAGCAAGCUCCAUUCGGAUUUAAUUACGCACCCCCGAACGGUGGUCCGACUGGUUUCAACCCUCCCAACCCCCCUAACCCACCGAAUCCCACAAACCCUCCCAACCCUACGCUGCCUCCUCAACAGCAAAAACCGCAGACCGCUGGAAAUAAGCCUCAAGGAGGGAGCGGCGGGAAUAAGAAAAAAGGCACCACCACCACCACCCCCAGGCCGCAAAUACUGACAGUAAACCCUCAGUCACCAAGCGCCAAAUAA